Erigeron canadensis is the source of this 1333-nucleotide messenger RNA. Its product is annotated as carbonic anhydrase-like. NCBI's taxonomy places the organism in Eukaryota, Viridiplantae, Streptophyta, Magnoliopsida, Asterales, Asteraceae. The transcript is spliced from 9 exons. Gene Ontology annotation, biological process: carbon utilization. The record is from RefSeq and is a predicted model, not a curated record. The coding region runs from base 67 to 1053 and encodes 328 amino acids. Gene Ontology annotation, molecular function: carbonate dehydratase activity; zinc ion binding.
AUAAAAUCUCAAAGAUUACUACUCCGGCAAAUGAUAUCAACCUUUUAAGUUCUGGUUCUGAGAUCAAUGUCUGUCACAGCCACAACAUUUACACCUUGCUUCACAACUCUAUCUCUUCGUAAACCAUCGUCAUCGUCCACAGUUUCUACUUGCUUCGCUAGGCUUAGCAACAAGUCGUCUUCAUCCUCGUCGUCUGCCACUCCUCCAAGCCUCAUCCGUAAUCAGCCUGUUUUUGCUGCCCCAACUCCGAUCAUCAACCCCACUUGGAGAGAAGAAGACAUGGCAAGUGAAUCAUACGACGAGGCAAUUGCUGCACUCAAGAAGCUUCUAAGUGACAAGGAAGAGUUAGCACCUGUGGCAGCUGCAAAAAUCGACCAGAUCACAGCGCAACUUUCAACACCCGACUCCAAACCUGCAUUUGACCCUGUCGAGAGGAUAAAAACCGGAUUUGCAAAGUUCAAGACUGAGAAAUAUGUAACAAAUCCAGCCUUGUAUGAGGAACUUUCCAAAGGCCAGAGCCCAAAGUUUAUGGUGUUCGCAUGCUCAGAUUCUCGAGUUUGCCCAUCACACGUUCUGGAUUUCCAGCCUGGUGAGGCAUUUGUCGUCCGUAAUGUAGCCAACAUGGUCCCUCCCUUUGACAAGGUUAAAUAUGCUGGAGUGGGAGCUGCUGUUGAGUAUGCAGUCCUCCAUCUCAAGGUGGAGCAAAUUGUUGUGAUUGGGCACAGCAAGUGUGGUGGGAUCAAGGGUCUAAUGAGUUUCCCUGAUGAAGGACCCCACGUGACUGAUUUCAUUGAAGACUGGGUCAAAAUUUGUCUCCCUGCAAAGUCAAAGGUGAAAGCAGAGACUAGCAGUGCAUCUCUCGAUGAUCAAUGUGUAACCUGUGAAAAGGAGGCCGUGAAUGUAUCUCUUGCAAACCUGCUGACUUACCCAUUUGUGAGAGACGGGUUGGUGAAGAAAACACUGGCACUCAAGGGUGGACACUAUGAUUUUGUUAACGGAACCUUUGAGCUGUGGGGACUUGAUUUCUGCCUUUCUCCUCCUACCUCUGCAUAAUUGAGUUACUUCUAUAUACAAUCUUAUAUCUCUACCCCUGACUCGUUUCUUCUGCCGAAAUUCAACCAAUGAUAUCUACAUGUACUUCGCACUAAAAAAAUAAGAAAUUAAACACUUUCAUCCAGUCAUUAAUAUGUAUGCAUUGGUUAUUCUCUCUUUUCUUUUUCUUUUUUUUUUUUGUUUUAUUCCUUUUCUAAGUAAAAGAUGGCACCACUGUAUUGUGAAGCUCUUCUACCAGGGCGGUAUACUCCCAAAAUGUCAAUAAAUGAAAAUUGAAGUA